AUGUCAACUAUCUCGUCUAAUCCUGUAAUGGAGCCAUGCAACAAAGACUCUAAAGAGAGCAAUGGUUCUACAAAAGAUGUUAGUAUGAAGAACUCACUGCACGUGACGAUUUACGACCCACACGCAUUUGAUUGUUGCGUUUGUCUUCAACUCUUGACCAUUCCCGUUUUCAAGUGUGAUAAUGGUCAUAUUGUUUGCUCAACUUGCUGUGAUAAACUUGGGAACAAGUGUGACAAGUGCUCAAAACAAAUUAGCUUAAAACGUUCUAGAUCCUUUGAGGAUCGAUUGCAAUCUAUCAAGAUGUCAUGCCCAAAUGAAAAAUAUGGCUGCAGGGAGACAGUUAGUUACAGUGGAAAAAGAAAGCAUGGAGAAGAAUGCAUCUAUGUGCCAUGUCAUUGUCCCCUUUCAGGUUGUAAUUUGGUUGCUUCAUUAGAAGUGUUGUACAACCAUUUCAACUGCGAACACUGUGAUUCGCUAAUCGAAUUUUCUUAUGGCCACCCCUUUGUUGUCUCCUUGAAGUCUAAUGAUGAAACCGUGGUUCUCCAAGAGGAAAAUGAUGGCAGACUAUACACUCUCAAUAAUAGUACUAUAACGAGUAUAGGAAAUGCAGUCAAUAUUAGCUGCAUUGAUCUUAACUCUUCUUCUGAUGCUGGAUAUAGUUAUGAUAUAUCGGCUAAGUCUAAGUUUGGCAUGCUGAAGUUACAUUCUUUUCCUAAGAAUUUCCAACAGGCUACUUUAGCAACUCAAUCAUCAGCGUUCCUUCUGAUUCCAUUGGGUUAUUUUAGUUCUUCUGAACCUCUCAAGCUAGAAAUUUGCAUAACCCCCAAGAUGAACAUAUUCGUUGAGACCCUGUCUGGAAAGGUGAUCACCCUGAUGGUUGAGAGUACAGAUACUAUAGCCAAUGUGAAGGAGAGGAUUCUUGAAAAGGAAGGCUUCCCAGUGCAUAAGCAACAUCUGCACUUUGACAGUCAGCAACUAGAUGACAGCCAGUCCCUUGCAAGUUACAACAUCAAAGAAAUGUCAACCCUUCACCUCACUCUCUGCCUCCUCUAG
Molecule: messenger RNA, 1053 nt
Organism: Vicia faba (fava bean)
Lineage: Eukaryota; Viridiplantae; Streptophyta; Magnoliopsida; Fabales; Fabaceae
Source: the annotation of a GenBank genome assembly